This is a messenger RNA of Arachis ipaensis, 2333 nucleotides long. The record is from RefSeq and is a predicted model, not a curated record. NCBI's taxonomy places the organism in Eukaryota, Viridiplantae, Streptophyta, Magnoliopsida, Fabales, Fabaceae.
CUAAGUUAAUUCGUCUCUUCACUCCCAGUCACUCUCUCUCUCUCUCACGUAGUCUUGAGAGGCAGCUACUUCAAAUUAGGGAUUUAGGUUUGGGAUAGGGUUUUAAGUUUUAACCUCUCCUACAUAUGCAUUUUCAGCAUCUUCUGUAAUUGCGAUCUCCAAUGGCCAUGGAUCCCACCAAGAAACGCAAGCUAGACGAGAACGGUUUCUCUGCCGCCCUCGCCGCAACAACCGAUGGCGACAAUCACCUCAUGCUCACCCCUACGGACGCCCGCAAGAUCAUGGAGCGCUUCACCCCUGACCAGCUCCUCGACAUCCUCCAGGACGCCGCCGUCCGCCAUGCGGACGUCCUGGCCGCCGUGCGCUCCGUCGCUGACCCCGAUGUCUCCCAGCGUAAGCUCUUCAUCCGCGGCCUAGGCUGGGACACCACCACCGACGGCCUCCGCAACCUAUUCUCCACUUACGGCGACCUCGAGGAGGCCGUCGUUAUCCUCGACAAAGCCACUGGCAAGUCCAAGGGCUAUGGCUUCGUCACCUUCCGACACGUCGAUGGUGCACUCCUCGCUCUGCGCGAGCCCAGCAAGCGAAUCGAUGGCCGUGUAACCGUCACGCAGCUUGCCGCAGCAGGCAAUUCAGGCGCCACCACUAACGCUGCUGACGUGGCACUGCGAAAGAUCUAUGUCGCGAACGUGCCGCCGGACCUCCCCGCGGACAAGCUGCUGGCGCAUUUCUCACACUACGGGGAGAUCGAGGAAGGGCCGCUGGGGUUCGACAAGCAGACCGGAAAAUCAAAGGGUUUUGCGCUUUUCGUGUAUAAGACUCCUGAGGGGGCUCAAGCUGCUUUGAUGGAGCCCGUGAAGACGGUGGAUGGGAGGCAGCUAAAUUGCAAGCUGGCAAUUACGGAUGGGAAGCAAGGGAAGCGAGGCGGUGCGGCGCCAGGAGGGGCUGAUGGCGUUCAGGGUCAUGGUCAUGGCCACGGUCACGGGAAUGCUCAUGGUCACGGGGAUGGGAUGGGGAUGGCUCCGGCUUCUGUGCCAGGAACGCUUUCGGGUCAAUAUGGCGGCCCAGUUGGCAAUUUGGGUUCUUAUGGAGGGUUUGCUGGUGGGCUUCAGGGUCAGCCUCCCAUGGGGAGUCAUCCGUUGAAUUCUUCAGUUGGUGGGCUGGGCUCUGUUGGAAAUCAGGCUCCCCCAGCGAUGGGCGGGGCUGGAGGGUAUGGGUCUGGUCUUGGAGGCCAUUAUGGUGGUUAUGGUGUGCCUGGAUCUGUAGGCUUCGGUGGAAUGGGAGGUGGGGCUGCAGGUGGUGGUGCUGGUUUAGGAGGAGGCGGCGCAGGUGGUGCUGGCGCUGGUGGACUUGGUGGUGCUUUGGGUGGCGCUGCUUCAAUGUAUAGAUUGCCGGGUUCAGGCGGAAUGCCAGGUGCUGGGUAUCCUGAGAGUGGACAUUACAGUUUAUCAGCUUCGUCCGGUUACCAGAAUCAGCAUCACCCGCCUGCUGGAGCCUCUCCUGUUCCUAGGGUUCCUCCUGGUUCUAUGUAUCCAAAUGUUCCCCCUUACUACUGAGGAAAUGUCCAACAUUCGAUCAUUGCAUAAUAUCCGCAAUUUUUUUCCUUCAUGCAUUGGGUUCAAUUUGUAUCCGGAUGUAAUAUUGUAUAGUUGAAGUGCUCAAGUUCUUUCCUACAACUUUGUUCAGAUAACUUGAUCUUUAGUCUUGUUCGCUAUGAAUUUGGAUGCGGCAACCGAAUGUUUGAUAAUUAUUUUUCUGUCCUUUAUAUGUGGAUUCCCUUAGGCGAUGAAAUUUGUGAAGCCUUAAAAUAAGGGGGUUAGUUACUCAUGUUUUCUCACUUUGCAUGAUUCAAAUAUUUAAAGUGAGGCGAUAAAUAUUAGUGUCAUAUUAUCCUCUUAAACAUGCCCUCUCUUUUUUUUUAAUGGUCUGGUACCUGGGGCAAAACUGGCCUAGACCCACAGCAGAAUAACCAAGCCCCGACCCGCAAGCCAACCAGAAAUUCAAACCUGUGAUUCCCUCUUCCUCUUGCGCAAGAGAUCAAAUCUGCACCCUUCAUUGCGGCGGCGGCUUCCCCCUACGACCACGCCCUCUCUUUUUGAACUAUGACAGAUGCAUAUAGUGAUUGUUUGGUUAGUGUCCAUGUCCAUGUCCAUGGUGGGCAUGCACACGGUGGUAUAAGUCCAUCAUCUGUUUGCCGAGAUUUUUUUAGUUAGUGGAACACAAAUGUGGAUAUAAAAUACUUGUACCCUCAGCAUCCCCAACAUGGUGACUCUUCCUUCUCUUUACCCAUCAUUCCUCCCUACUGCUACUCCUGCCAAGAAGCUCUCGGUGUU